This is a messenger RNA of Hevea brasiliensis (rubber tree), 1339 nucleotides long. Its product is annotated as geranylgeranyl transferase type-2 subunit beta 1. The record is from RefSeq and is a predicted model, not a curated record. Gene Ontology annotation, molecular function: Rab geranylgeranyltransferase activity. Gene Ontology annotation, biological process: protein geranylgeranylation. The transcript is spliced from 10 exons. NCBI's taxonomy places the organism in Eukaryota, Viridiplantae, Streptophyta, Magnoliopsida, Malpighiales, Euphorbiaceae. The coding region runs from base 232 to 1170 and encodes 312 amino acids. Gene Ontology annotation, cellular component: Rab-protein geranylgeranyltransferase complex.
GAAUUUGGCCAGAAAAGUAUCAUCCAGUAUCAAUUUGAAGUUAGAGGAUUUUUCGACUGAGAAACGAUCGGUGAAGUUUAGCUCAACCGAGAGAUUAAGGCGGUCGUCUUCCUCUCUUUUUCGCCGCCCAUCAUCCUCAUCCUCCUCUUCUGAUCUUAUUGACUCCUAUUCUCCUAUCACUAGGUCUCACUUCACUCGACUUCUCUGUUUGGCGGCUCACGGCAGCUGAAGAUGGGGGAAUUAGCAGUUGAUAACCAUGUUGAAUACAUUUUAUCAGUUCGAAAGAGGAAGGAUAGUUUUGAAUCUUUGGUGAUGGAGCACUUGACAAUGAGUGGAGCAUACUGGGGAUUGACCUGUAUAGAUCUUUUAGGAAAGCUUGAUGUAGUUGAUUCAGAAGAAGUAACUGAAUGGAUCAUGCAAUGCCAACAUGAAUCUGGUGGGUUUGCUGGUAACAUUGGACAUGACCCUCAUGUUCUGUACACCCUUAGUGCUGUACAAGUUUUAGCUCUUCUGAACAAGCUAAAUGUUCUUGACAUCGAUAAAGUUUCAAACUUUGUUGGACUGCAAAAUGAAGAUGGAUCCUUUUCUGGGGACAUGUGGGGUGAAAUUGAUACACGGUUCUCUUAUGUUGCUAUAUGUUGUCUCUCUUUAUUGCAUCGUCUGGAUAAAAUAAACGUGGAGAAAGCUGUGAACUACAUCUUAAGUUGCAAAAAUGUGGAUGGUGGAUUUGGAUGCUCUCCCGGUGGGGAAUCUCAUGCUGGACAAAUUUUUUGUUCUUUGGCUGCCCUUGCUAUUACGGGGUCUCUUCAUCUUGUUGACAAGGACCUCCUUGGGUGGUGGUUAUGUGAGCGGCAAGUCAAGUCUGGAGGUCUAAAUGGCCGCCCUGAAAAACUUCCUGAUGUUUGCUACUCAUGGUGGGUUCUCUCUAGCUUGACUAUGAUUGACAGAGUUCAUUGGAUUAACAAGGAAAAGCUUGUUAAAUUCAUCUUAAACUGUCAGGACAAAGAAAAUGGAGGGAUUUCAGAUAGACCUGAUGAUGCUGUGGAUGUGUUCCAUACAUUUUUUGGAAUUGCUGGUCUUGCCCUUCUUGAAUAUCCUGGUUUGAAGGCCGUAGAUCCAGCUUACGCUAUGCCAGUUGAUGUUUUAAAUAGGAUUUUCUUUGGGAAGUGACUGUCAUUAGAUGGCAAUCUUCAACAUUGACAUCAUGAAAUCAUUUUCAUUUCAUAAACUAAAGUUGCUCUGCACUGUACCCCUGAUCUAUUUGGAUUUACAUGGAGUAUUUCAGAAACCUAUCACACAUUUAAUAUGGUUAUUUAAAACAAGAUAAAUUCACUUUGAA